This is a messenger RNA of Bubalus bubalis (water buffalo), 7630 nucleotides long. It is a transcript of the gene NAV1, whose product is annotated as neuron navigator 1. NCBI's taxonomy places the organism in Eukaryota, Metazoa, Chordata, Mammalia, Artiodactyla, Bovidae. The transcript has 33 exons. Gene Ontology annotation, biological process: microtubule bundle formation; neuron migration; neurogenesis. Gene Ontology annotation, cellular component: microtubule cytoskeleton; axon initial segment. The coding region runs from base 403 to 6879 and encodes 2158 amino acids. The record is from RefSeq and is a predicted model, not a curated record. Gene Ontology annotation, molecular function: ATP hydrolysis activity.
UCUGGAAGGCCCCUGCGCCUCCGCCCCUCUGUGGGUUCGACUGGCACAGCGCGGGGGGGAGCGGGCGCUCGGAGGCGCAGCCUCCGCCCCUGGCUCGGGGAGGCAGCCGGCGUGUGCCCGGGGCAGCGGGUCAGCAGGCUCCGCCCCGCGCCCGGCCGGGGACGCACUUUGUUCGGGAUGCUGCCUCUCUCCGCGUCAUGGGCCCGGCGCCGGCGGCUGCCCUAGUGCCACCCGCGGCCGGAACGUGGACGCCGAGACUCCACGGGGCCCGACCCGGCGCGGGAGCCCGAGAACUUUCUUGCGGCGCGGUCCGGAUGCGCAGCUGUGCGCGGCGGCGGCACGGAGCCCAGACCCCGGGGCGCAGGCGCGCGGCUCAGUAGCCCUGCCGCAGGCCCGCCGGCCAUGGACAGGACAGCCAGCCUGAGCACCGCAGGCCGCCCCCAGCACACCUCCGCCAUCCCCGUGCCCCGCGCUGCCUCGCAGAGCAGGACCCAGACCCCAGUGGCAUCACCCCAGCUGUGGCCGCGCCAGGCCGGCCUGGCCCUGAGCCCCCAGCGGGCAGUCUCCCCAAGACUGGGCAAGGCCGGCGGCCCUUCCAGGGGCUCGUCCCCUAAGGCCCCCUGGGGGAGAGGCUCCCCCAAGGCCACGGGGGCACCAAGAGAGCUGUCUGAGGGGGCAAGAGCUCCCACUGGCUCCCCCUGGAGCAGCCCCCGCACAGCCCCCAAGGCGGCCCUGGCCAGCCGGGCCAGGUCAAGAAGAGCUGGAGAGACACGGGGCACCCCGGGGCAGAAGAGGGGGGCCCAGGAGGGGACUGUGACCCGCCAGACCCGCAGCAGGAGCCCCUCCUGGGCCAGCUCCCAUGGAGACACUCAGAUACCGGGGACUCCUGAAGCUCAAAAGCCGUCCAACCACCCAGGGAAAGACCAGAGAGACGUUCCCGGCACAAGUUCCGGGAUGCCCGGGCCUUUGGAGCCUGAACCACAGGUGGCUUCGGGGCCUCCCUCCCCGUCCUGCAGCCCUGUGCAGAGCCCACGCCCGGCCCCGGGGGCCGUCAGCUUUGGCUCAGCCCACACGCAUGGCCAGCCCGUCACGGCCACCGUGGCCCCUUUCCAGUACAGGGUCCAGGCCGACCCGGAGCCGGGGCCCCUCAGGCAGGGCAGCUGGGCCUCUGACGGCUACUCCAGCCCCCCUGGGGGCGCUGAGGAGAAACUCUCGAGCCUGGACGCCCGGAUCGUCCAUGCGCUCCUCGCGGGCAGAAUGCUGGGCGGCAGCGUCAAGAGCGCGCAGCCCGAGGUGGAGCUGAGCGGCGGCGGCGGCGAGGGCGCGGACGAGCCUCGGGGCGCGGGACGGAAGGCGGCGGCGGACAGCAGAGCCAUGCUGCCCAAGCGCGCCAAGGCGCCCGGCGGCGGCGGUACGGCCAAGGCCGGCGCGGCGGAGCUCAAGGUCUUCAAGUCCGGCAGCGUGGACGGCCGAGUCCCCGGCGGGCCGCCCGCCUCCAACCUGCGCAAGCAGAAGUCACUCACCAACCUCUCGUUCCUUACGGACUCGGAGAAGAAGAUGCAGCUGUAUGAGCCCGAGUGGAGCGACGACAUGGCCAAGGCGCCCAAGGGCUCGGGCAAGGGCGGCCCCAAGGGCCGCGAGGCUCCGUUGAUGUCCAAGACGUUGUCCAAGUCCGAGCACUCGCUCUUCCAGGCCAAGGGCGGCCCGGCGGGCGGCGCCAAGACCCCUCUGGCCCCGCUCGCGCCCAGCCUGGGGAAGCCAAGCCGGAUCCCGCGCGGCCCCUACGCCGAGGUCAAGCCGCUCAGCAAAGCUCCCGAGGCGGCCGUGAGCGACGACGCCAAGUCGGACGACGAGCUGCUCUCCAGCAAGGCCAAGGCGCAGAAGGGCUCCGGGCCCGCGCCCCCUGCCAAGGGCCAGGAGGAGCGCGCCUUCCUCAAGGUGGACCCCGAGCUCGUGGUGACCGUGCUGGGAGACCUGGAGCAGCUGCUCUUCAGCCAGGUGCUGGACCCUGAGUCCCAGAGAAAGAGGACCGUGCAGAAUGUCCUGGAUCUGCGCCAGAACCUGGAGGAAACCAUGUCCAGCCUUCGAGGGUCCCAGGUGACUCACAGCUCCCUGGAGAUGACUUGCUAUGACAGUGAUGAUGCCAACCCCCGCAGCGUGUCCAGUCUGUCCAACCGCUCGUCACCCCUUUCCUGGCGCUACGGCCAGUCCAGCCCGCGGCUGCAGGCCGGGGAUGCGCCGUCGGUGGGCGGCAGCUGCCGCUCGGAGGGGCCACCUGCCUGGUACAUGCACGGGGAGCGCGCGCACUACGCGCACACCAUGCCCAUGCGCUCCCCGAGCAAGCUCGGCCACAUCUCGCGCCUGGAGCUGGUCGAGUCCCUGGACUCGGAAGACGUGGACCUCAAGUCCGGCUACAUGAGCGACAGCGACCUCAUGGGCAAGACCAUGACGGAGGACGACGACAUCACCACUGGCUGGGAUGAGAGCAGCUCCAUCAGCAGUGGGCUCAGUGAUGCCUCCGACAACCUCAGCUCCGAAGAGUUCAAUGCCAGCUCCUCACUCAACUCCCUGCCCACCACGCCCACGGCGUCUCGCAGGAACUCGACAAUAGUGCUGCGCACAGACUCGGAGAAGCGCUCGCUGGCGGAGAGCGGGCUGAGCUGGCUCAGCGAGUCAGAGGAGAAGGCCCCCCGCAAGCUGGAGUACGACAGCGGCAGCCUGAAGAUGGAGCCCGCGGCGUCCAAGUGGCGGCGGGAGCGUCCCGAGAGCUGCGAUGACGCGUCCAAGGCCGGGGAGCUGAAGAAGCCGGCCGGCCUGGGCCCCCCAGGGCCCCUAAAGAAGGGCAAGACCCCACCCGUGGCCGUCACCUCGCCCAUCACCCACACGGCCCAGAGCGCCCUCAAGGUCGCAGGCAAACCUGAGGGCAAGGCCGCCGACAAGGCCAAGUUGGCCGUGAAGAGCGCGGGCCUGCAGCGCUCCUCCUCGGAUGCCGGCCGCGACCGCCUGGGCGACGCCAAGAAGCCUCCCUCAGGCAUCGCACGCCCGUCCACGUCAGGGUCCUUCGGCUACAAGAAGCCCCCUCCUGCCACGGGCACGGCUACUGUCGUGCAGACCGGGGGCUCGGCCACGCUCAGCAAGGCCCAGAAGUCCUCAGGCAUCCCCGUGAAGCCGGCAAAUGGGCGCAAGACGAGCCUGGACGUGUCCAACAGCGCAGAGCCCGGGUUCCUGGCCCCGGGCGCCCGCUCCAACAUCCAGUACCGCAGCCUGCCGCGGCCAGCUAAGUCCAGCUCCAUGAGCGUGACCGGCGGGCGUGGCGGCCCCCGGCCCGUGAGCAGCAGCAUCGAUCCCAGCCUCCUCAGUGGCAAGCCAGCGGGCCUGGCGCCCUCCAGGCUGAAGGAGCCCUCCAAGGUGGCUGGCGGGCGGGCCGCCCCUGCCCCCGUCAACCAGACGGAUCGCGAGAAGGAGAAGGCCAAGGCCAAGGCCGAGGCGCUGGGCCCCGACGGCCUGUCCCUGAAGAGCGUCGGCUCCCCUGAGACCACGCCCCGGAGCCAGGCGGGCCAUGCCCCGGCCCCCAAGCUGGCAGAGCUGCCCCCCACCCCACUCAGGGCCGCGGCCAAGAGCUUCAUCAAGCCGCCAUCCCUCGCCAACCUCGACAAGGUCAACUCCAACAGCCUGGACCUACCGGUGUCCAGCGACGCCCACGCACCCAAGGCCACGGACCUGCACGCUCCGGGCCCGGCCGCCGGGGGCCCCCUUGCCUCCUGCUUCACCCCUAGCCCAGCCCCCAUCCUCAACAUCAACUCGGCCAGCUUCUCGCAGGGCCUGGAGCUCAUGAGCAGCUUCGGCGUCCCCAAGGAGCCCCGCAUGUACCCCAAGCUCUCGGGGCUGCACCGGAGCAUGGAGUCCUUGCAGAUGCCCAUGAGCCUGCCCGGCGCCUUCCCCAGCGGCACCCCUGCCCCCGGCGGCCCUACUCCCCCCACUGCCCCCGCUGCAGAGGACGCUGAGGAGCUGGCCUGGAGCGGAAGCCCCAGGGCCGGGCAGCUGGACAGUAAUCAGCGGGAUCGGAACACUCUCCCCAAGAAGGGACUCAGGUACCAGCUGCCGUCCCAGGAAGAGGCCAAGGAGCGGCGACGCUCCCACGCUGUGGCGGGGCUGCCCGAGUCGGACGACCAGUCGGAGCUGCCGUCGCCGCCCGCGCUGUCCAUGUCCCUGAGCGCCAAGGGCCAGCUCACCAACAUCGUGAGCCCCACCGCGGCCACCACGCCGAGAAUCACCCGCUCCAACAGCAUCCCCGCCCACGAGACGGCCUUCGAGCUGUACAGCAGCUCCCAAACGGGGAGCACCCUGUCCCUGGCCGAGAGACCCAAGGGGAUGAUCCGGUCAGGAUCCUUCCGAGACCCUGCGGACGACGUUCACGGCUCCGUGCUCUCCUUGGCCUCCAGCGCCUCAUCCACAUACUCCUCAGCUGAGGAGAGGAUGCAGUCUGAGCAAAUCCGAAAGCUUCGCAGGGAACUGGAGUCGUCCCAGGAGAAAGUGGCCACCUUGACCUCUCAGCUCUCGGCUAACGCCAACCUGGUGGCGGCCUUUGAGCAGAGCCUGGUGAGCAUGACCUGCCGCCUGCGGCACCUGGCCGAGACCGCCGAGGAGAAGGACACUGAGCUGCUGGACUUACGGGAAACCAUAGACUUUCUGAAGAAGAAGAACUCUGAGGCGCAGGCUGUCAUUCAAGGGGCCCUCAACGCCUCAGAGGCCACACCCAAAGAGCUCCGGAUCAAGAGGCAGAACUCCUCCGACAGCAUCUCGAGCCUCAACAGCAUCACCAGCCACUCCAGCAUCAGCAGCGGCAAGGAGGCCGAUGCCAAGAAGAAGAAGAAGAAGAGCUGGGUCUACGAGCUCCGAAGUUCCUUCAACAAAGCCUUCAGUAUAAAGAAGGGGCCCAAGUCAGCCUCCUCCUAUUCUGACAUCGAGGAGAUUGCCACGCCCGACUCCUCCGCCCCCUCGUCCCCGAAACUGCAGCACGCGUCCACCGAGACUGCCUCACCCUCCAUCAAGUCCUCCACCUCGUCUUCUGCGGGCACCGACGUCCCCGAGGGCCCCGCUCCCCCGGCCCCCCACGCCCGGCUGUUCCAUGGCAGCGAGGAGGAGGAGCCGGAGAAGAAGGAGGUGUCCGAGCUGCGCUCAGAGCUGUGGGAGAAGGAGAUGAAGCUCACAGACAUCCGCCUGGAAGCCCUCAACUCGGCCCACCAGCUGGACCAGCUGCGGGAGACCAUGCACAACAUGCAGUUGGAGGUGGACCUGCUGAAAGCAGAGAACGACCGGCUGAAGGUGGCCCCGGGCCCCUCGGCGGGCUCCGCUCCUGGGCAGAUCCCGGGAUCUUCGGCUCUACCCUCCCCUCGUCGCUCCUUGGGCCUGGCGCUCACCCAUUCCUUCAGCCCAAGCCUCACAGACACAGACCUGUCCCCCAUGGAUGGCAUCAGCACCUGUGGCCCAAAGGAAGAGGUGACUCUCCGGGUGGUGGUGAGGAUGCCCCCCCAGCACAUCAUCAAAGGGGACUUGAAGCAGCAGGAGUUCUUCCUGGGGUGCAGCAAGGUCAGCGGACAGGUUGACUGGAAGCUGCUGGACGGCGCUGUUUUCCAGGUGUUCAAGGACUACAUCUCUAAGAUGGACCCGGCCUCCACGCUGGGACUGAGCACCGAGUCCAUCCACGGCUACAGCAUCAGCCACGUGAAACGGCUCCUGGACGCAGAGCCCCCAGAGUUGCCCCCCUGCCGCCGAGGGGUUAACAACAUAGUGGUCUCCCUCAAAGGUCUCAGGGAGAAAUGUGUGGACAGCCUGGUGUUUGAGACGCUCAUCCCCAAGCCCAUGAUGCAGCACUACAUCGGCCUGCUGCUCAAGCACCGGCGGCUCGUCCUCUCGGGCCCCAGCGGCACCGGCAAGACCUACCUGACCAACCGCCUGGCCGAGUACCUGGUGGAGCGCUCUGGCCGCGAGGUCACUGAGGGCAUCGUCAGCACCUUCAACAUGCACCAGCAGUCCUGCAAGGACCUGCAGCUGUAUCUCUCCAACCUGGCCAACCAGAUAGACCGGGAAACAGGAACUGGGGACGUCCCCCUGGUGAUCCUGUUGGAUGACCUGAGUGAGGCAGGCUCCAUCAGCGAGCUGGUCAAUGGGGCCCUGACCUGCAAGUACCACAAAUGUCCCUAUAUUAUUGGUACCACUAAUCAACCAGUAAAAAUGACACCUAAUCACGGCUUGCACCUGAGCUUCAGGAUGCUGACCUUCUCCAACAACGUGGAGCCCGCCAACGGCUUCCUGGUUCGCUACCUGAGGAGGAAGCUGGUGGAGUCGGACAGCGACAUCAACGCCAACAGGGAGGAGCUGCUGCGGGUGCUGGACUGGGUGCCCAAGCUGUGGUACCACCUACACACCUUCCUGGAGAAGCACAGCACCUCCGACUUCCUCAUCGGUCCCUGCUUCUUUCUGUCUUGCCCCAUCGGCAUCGAGGAUUUCCGGACCUGGUUCAUCGACCUGUGGAACAAUUCCAUCAUCCCCUACCUACAGGAAGGGGCCAAGGAUGGCAUCAAGGUUCACGGGCAGAAAGCCGCUUGGGAGGACCCUGUGGAGUGGGUCCGGGACACUCUUCCCUGGCCCUCAGCCCAACAAGACCAGUCAAAGCUGUACCACCUGCCGCCCCCCACCGUGGGUCCUCACAGCAUCGCCUCGCCCCCAGAGGACAGGACAGUCAAGGACAGCACCCCCAGCUCCCUGGACUCAGACCCACUGAUGGCCAUGCUGCUGAAACUGCAGGAAGCUGCCAAUUACAUCGAGUCUCCAGACAGAGAGAGCAUCCUGGACCCCAGCCUCCAGGCCACGCUCUGAGGGCCCAGCAGCCAGUCACAGGACAGCGGGGCGGGGGACAGUGCCGUGCCGUCCCCUCUGCCCUGCUUCCUCCCAGCGCGGGCUCUCCAGCCCCAGGACAGGAGGGGCCGUGGAGGAAGGGGCAGGUUCCUGGUGCUGCACCUUGGAGAACUCCCUGUGGGACUGGCAGGUGGACCCACGUCCCCAGAUCCAUCUCCUAGUCUCCUCUGGUGACUCUGAGGAGAAGAUGAUCCUGGCUCUUUUUCCUUGAUUUCUUGUCUCAAUUACAAACUCCUGGGCUUUCUGGGGAGGGGUUCAGAAGACAUCAAACAAGCCUGCGGUAGUUCCUGAUUCUCACGAACGGCUCAGAGACACAGCCUCGCCGGGGGAAGUCUUCUGGGAGGAGGCGGCUCCUGGACCCUCCCUCGGACCCUGCCCAGUUCCAGCCACUGCCAACAGCUCUCCCUGCCCCCAAGAUCAGGCUGCAGGAGAAAAAAAAAAAGCAUGUGGUUUACAACGUUUAAAUCAAUCUGUAAAAGGUUUAAAAAAAAAAAAAAAAGGAAAAAAUGAAGCUGGAGGGAGGAAGUCCAGUUGCAAGGUGUGCUACCCGCCCCCCGUCUCGACACACGGGGGAUACCAGCGACACGGCGCCCACCUGAGACGCGGCCAGACCACAGGGAUGCCACCGCAGCCUUCAGAGAAACGCCACCAGCUCUGCUCACAGCAUCUAAGUUAGCACACGAGUCAAUAAACCCGACUUUUUUUUUUUGUU